GAUUUUAUACUUUCACCUUUCCUCCAGAGUCGCAGUAAGCGAUACCUUGCUGGUGGUUGUCUGUUUUUGUUAUCUAUACUGUUUGUUUGUCUCUUUAUAAUUCUAGAGAAUCCUAAAAUGGGACAGCAACUAACCACCCCUUUGAGCCUGACCCUAGAUCACUGGAAAGAAGUCAAGAGCAGAGCCCACAACCAAUCAGUGGAGAUUAAGAAGAAUAGAUGGAUAACUUUUUGUUCCUCCGAAUGGCCCAUGUUCAAUGUUGGGUGGCCUCGGGACGGGACUUUUGAUUCUGAUGUUAUUUUGCAGGUUAAAGCUAAGAUCUUCUCUCCUGGAUCGAUGGGACAUCCUGACCAGGUGGCCUAUAUAGUCACCUGGGAAAGCCUCUCCCUUGAACCUCCAUCUUGGGUGACGCCCUUUCUCAGUCCCGCACGAGGAACUCCUCUUCCAUCUGCCCCUCCCUCAGGCCCUCCAGCCACCACUUCCUUGUAUCCUGUAGUAGUAAGACAAAAGCCCGUCCUGCCCCCUGAUGAAAAUGGGCCUGCUGACUUGUUGAAUGAGAAUCCCCCUCCCUAUCACCCUCCUCUGCAGGCUGCUGUGGCGGUGCCAGAUGACGUCCAAGCAGAGGGACUGGAGGUAGCUCCUUCUCCCAUUGCUGGUCGACUCAGAGAGAGGAGAGGACAGGGAGAUUCCUCACACAUUCUGCCCCUCCGACUUGCGGGAGGGGAAGGAAACCAAUAUCAGUAUUGGCCCUUCUCUGCCUCAGAUCUAUAUAACUGGAAAACUCAUAACCCUUCUUUUUCUCAAGACCCGCAGGCCCUGACGGCCCUGAUAGAAUCCAUCCUCCUUACC
This is a messenger RNA of Nannospalax galili (Upper Galilee mountains blind mole rat), 849 nucleotides long. RefSeq lists its product as uncharacterized. The annotation marks the transcript as partial. The record is from RefSeq and is a predicted model, not a curated record. Gene Ontology annotation, biological process: virion assembly. NCBI's taxonomy places the organism in Eukaryota, Metazoa, Chordata, Mammalia, Rodentia, Spalacidae. The transcript has a single exon.